Messenger RNA from Oldenlandia corymbosa var. corymbosa, 1119 nucleotides. The record is from the annotation of a GenBank genome assembly. Lineage: Eukaryota; Viridiplantae; Streptophyta; Magnoliopsida; Gentianales; Rubiaceae.
AUGACGGAGCCAAGACGGCUUAAAGGCCAUAAAGCCAUUGCCACGUACUGUAUUGCUUCUCGUGACCGGCCCGGCCUAGUUGCCACCGCCGGUGAGGAUGGUUGUGUUUGCUUUUUCGAUUUACGGUGCAAAGAUGUGUUAUUGGUGAUGGAUGUUGGGAAUAAUAAUCCCAUCUCAUCUCUCUGUUUCAAGACAGGGAAUGAAAACAUUAUUUAUGUGUCUGCUGGAAAUGAAGUCAGAUGUUAUGAUGUGAACCUGGCCGCAUCAUGGAAGCCACUAGAGAGCUACUCUUACAAUAAGGAUGAGAUAAAUCAGAUUGCCUGCAACCCGAAGUCAUCUUUCCUUGCUGCGGCAGAUGAUUGUGGUGAUGUUAAGAUAGUUGACAUCCGGAAUCAUUGCCUUUAUAAAACAUUAAGAGCUGGACAUUCUACUAUUUGUAGCAGCGUUCAGUUCCUACCUUGGAGACCUUGGGAAGUCAUUACUGGUGGUCUUGAUUCAAAGCUUUUCAUGUGGGACUUCUCGAAGGGACGCCCUCAGAAAGUUGCAGACUUUGGAAUGCCUGAUAUGACCAAUACUGGUGAUUCGGGACAGUGUUUGAAUCCUGCCUUUGUCCACUCGCUGGCUGUUCCUGAUAUAGAUGUGGUAGAUAAAGUGGGCAAGAUCUGUGCUGUGGCUAGGGGUGAUGGUGCUGUAAAUGUGCUCAAUAUUGAACUGGAACUAGCUGCAAUCAAGUCCAAGACUUCAUCUAAAACCAAAAAGGUUACAAAGUCGGUGUCUGACAGCAGUAUUUCUCCUGGUCCGCUUCAUGUUGGAAGCAGGAAGAAGUUGCAUUUGGAGCAUUCUAUGGGAGGUCACUCUGCUGCUGUAUCCUGUGUGACAUUUUCAUUGUUUGGAGAGAAAGGUAAAUUUAUAAUUUCCGGCGGAAAUGAUAAAUCAGUGAAGGUAUGGGAUUGGUACGAUUCUUAUGAUGCUGGAGCAAUCAGUGGCGGCACCAAUAUUCUAUCUAAGAAUUUCGGCUUGAGCAAAAAGGUUAACUGGCUCUGUACUACGCCUAUGGAUUCAGAGAACCUUGUUGUUUGUGAUACAUCUAGGGUCGUCAAGGUUUUUAGUGUAACCUAA